CCCGUCGCCGAUACCAUGGAAGCGGCGGUGGAAGCAGAAGUGGAAAAUGAGGACGGCGACAGCAGCUGCGGGGAUGUGUGCUUCAUGGACAAAGGCCUGCAGAGCAUAUCAGAAUUAUCUUUAAAUUCAACCCUUCAUGCCAUCAAUCUGCAUUGCAAUAACAUCUCCAAGAUCACAGCCAUUGAUCAUAUUUGGAAUUUACGACAUUUAGAUCUGUCAUCUAAUCAAAUAAGUCAAAUUGAAGGACUAAACACACUGACAAAACUAUCUACUUUAAACUUGUCCUGCAAUUUGAUCACAAGAAUAGAAGGACUUGAAGCACUAAUUAAUCUGACUAGACUGAACUUAUCUUAUAACCACAUAAAUGAUCUUAGUGGGUUGAUGCCCCUUCAUGGACUGAAAUACAAACUUAGAUAUAUUGACCUACAUAGUAAUUGUAUAGAUAGUAUCCAUCACUUACUUCAGUGUACGGUAGGAUUGCACUUCUUGACCAAUCUUAUUUUAGAGAAGGAUGGAGAGGGUAAUCCUGUCUGUCAUGCACCAGGGUACAGAGCAAUUAUUCUCCAAACUUUGCCACAGCUGAGAAUUUUAGAUUGCAAGAACAUAUUUGGUGAACCAGUAAAUUUGGAAGAAAUAAAUACAUCACGCCUGCAGUGCUUAGAAGGUCUUUUGGAUAAUUUAGUUUCUCCUGAUUCUCCCCUAAAUAUAAGUGAAGAUGAGGUCAUUGAUAAUAUGCCAGUGAUAGCACCACCUGUCGACGACGAUGUAUUACCUCCCUUGGAGCAGUUUGCAAGUACACCAACAGAUACUGUUUUGACGUCAUUUUUAUCUGUAUGUCCAUCCUCUGAGCCAGAAAAAAUUAAUCAUGAAAAUGAUUUUCAGAAUGAAAUGAAACUAAAGAAGUUAGAUGGUCAAAUUUUACAGCUUCUCGAUGAAACUUCAAAUUCUUUAAUAGAUAAUGUUCCUGAGAAAGACCUCAGACCAAAAAGAGACACAGAUAUAACUUCUGAAAGUGACUAUGGAAACAGAAAAGAAUGCAAUAAAAAAGUUCCUAGAAGAUCAAAAGUUCCAUAUUAUGCCAGAACUAUUCAAACUAUUAAGCACCACAAUAAAAACAACAACACUUUUUUAAGUUGUAAUCGUAAAAUGAAACAACCUUACUUUAAAGAUCUGUAUGUAAGAUCAUCUUUAGCAAACUGCAAUAUAUUACCAGAAUUAGAAGAACAGAAGACUGGAAUAAUUAAAGUAGACAAAAGCGGCUCAGAUGACAACACUUACCGGUCCCUUGUUGAACAACUAGACCAAGAGAGAGAGAUGAGAUGGAAAGCCGAACAAGCUGAAAAGAAACUCAUGGAUUAUAUUGAUGAACUGCAUAAACAAGCGAGUGAAAAAAAAGAUGUUCAUAGCCUGGCUCUACUUACCACAGACAGACUAAAGGACAUUAUUUUUAGAGAGAGAAAUUCCAAGGUACAACUUGAAGUUAUGGUUCACAGACUUCAAAAUGAAAUUAAAAAACUAACUGUUGAAUUAAUGAAAGCAAGAGAUCAACAAGAGGAUCACAUUAGACACUUAAGAACCCUGGAAAAAGCAUUAGAAAAAAUGGAGAGACAAAAAGGGCAGCAGCAGUUGGCACAGAUGAGACUUAUCCAAGAGGCAGAACUCAAAGCUUCAGCUGCUGAUAGAGAAAUAAGCUUACUUCAAACUUCCCUGCACCAAGAAAAGGAACAAGUGCAACAGCUUCAUCAGCUUCUGGCAUUGAAAGAACAGGAACACAGGAAGGAACUUGAAACAAAGGAGUUUUUUAGUGAUGCUGAGUUCCAGGAUGCCUUAGCUAAGGAAAUAGCCAAAGAAGAGAGAAAGCAUGAGGAAGAAAUAAAAGAAUACCAAGAAAAGAUUGAUGUAUUAAACCAACAGUAUUUGGAUUUGGAAAAUGAAUUUCGCAUUGCUUUAACUGUUGAAGCCAGAAGAUUUAGAGAUGUUAAAGAUGGUUUUGAAAAUGUUGCAACUGAGUUAGCCAAGAGCAAACAUGCUCUUAUUUGGGCUCAACGAAAAGAAAAUGAAUCUUCCUCUUUAAUUAAAGAUCUGACCUGUAUGGUGAAGGAACAAAAAACAAAACUUGCAGAAGUUUCCAAAUUGAAACAGGAAACAGCAGCAAAUUUACAGAAUAAAAUCAACACUCUUGAAAUUUUGAUUGAAGAUGACAAGCAGAAGAGUAUUCAAAUAGAACUCCUCAAGCAUGAAAAAAUCCAGCUUAUUUCCGAGCUAGCAGCAAAGGAAUCACUGAUUUAUGGUUAGACAGAAAGAAAAGUAUGGGGACAUGAACUGGCAAAACAGGGGUCAUCCCUAGCCCAAAAUCGUGGAAAAUUAGAGGCCCAAAUUGAAAGUUUAUGUAGAGAGAAUGAAUCUCUGAAAAAAGCAACUGAAAAUGAUAAGGAUACAUUAAGAGUAAAGAGUAAAAUCAUGGAAGACCAAACUGAAACAAUUAAAAAUUAAAAAUGUUUACAAGAAAAAGAUGAACAAAUCAAAAUGUUACAAGAAAAGAUCACUGAAGUAGAAAAAUGUGCUCAACAACAACUUGAGGAAAAGUCUUUACAACUGGAUAAUGUAAUGGAGAAAUUGGAAAGGCACAAUGAAAGAAAGGAAAAACUGAAACAGCAGCUGAAAUCAAAGGAAGUAGAACUUGAGGAAAUUAGAAAAGCCUACAGUACACUUAAUCAGAAAUGGCAUGAUAAAGGAGAACUUCUAUGUCAUCUUGAAACACAAGUAAAAGAAGUGAAAGAAAAAUUUGAAACCAAGGAAAGAAAACUUAAAGCAGAAAGAGACAAAAGUAUUGAACUACAAAAGGAUGCAAUGGAAAAGCUUCUUACUAUGGAUAAUGCCUUUAAAAAACAAGUUGAUGCAAUUGUUGAAGCUCAUCAAGCUGAAAUGAUACAACUGUCAAGUGAAAAGCAGAAAUGUAUUGAUUGUGCAAAUUUAAAGGUUCAUCGAGUUGAAGAGGAAAUGCGUGAACUUCUUGAAGAAACAUCUAAGAACAAAAAAGUAAUGGAAGAAAAAAUUAAACAACUUGCUUAUGCUCUAAAAGAUGUUCAGCAAGAAGUGUGAUGGUUCUGCAAAUGGAUUUAAUUGAAACGGAC
Messenger RNA from Castor canadensis (American beaver), 3134 nucleotides. The record is from RefSeq and is a predicted model, not a curated record. Lineage: Eukaryota; Metazoa; Chordata; Mammalia; Rodentia; Castoridae.